AUGAGCACAUACGAUACUCCAUCCCGCAAGCACAGCGGAUAUCCGCAAAGAACGAACGGAGCUAGAUACAAGCACCUGGGAUCUACUCAUGGUCGUCUAGAUCAAUUCAUCGGAGGGCAUUAUGCAGAUUACAAUCUCUCUUCCCUCCUCUUUGCCCAUCGCCUUGACGACUCCAAACACGUGAAGCUAGAAGUAUGGUCCGCGCCCAACCGAUCCAAGCCGUCUUUCGAAGAGGCCAAGCGCCAGAAUUAUCGGAUCGCCCAUAAAGGUGAAGAAUUUGGUCCAUCAUGGUCCAAUCAUUGGUUCCGCAUUACUCUACACAUCCCUUCGGAGUGGGAAGCAUACGAGAGGGUUCAACUUGAAUUCGAUUGUUCGGGUGAAGCCAUGGUCUACACGGUCGAAGGAGAUCCGAUCCAUGGAUUGACAGGUGGAUUUGGUGGUGAUCGACGAGUUGAAUUCAUCAUCCCUCCCGAAAACAGGGAUGCGGGGGUAGGGCAUCUCUAUAUCGAAGCGAGCUGUAAUGGGAUGUUCGGUAUUAACGAUAUGGAUCCACCUGAUCCCAACCGAUAUUACAAACUGAAUUCGGCUGACCUCGUCGUACCGAAUAUGGAAGCUUGGAGGUUGAUGUGGGAUUUCAAUGCCAUUCAUCAAGUCUAUAAUACCCUACCUGACGAUUCACCCUUGUCCAAACACUCUUUAUACGUCGCCAACGAGAUCAUGAAUGUCUUCAAGAGAGGUAGUCUGGAGAGUGUAGGGAAAUGUAGGAGGUUGGCAGAAGAGAUCUUAGGGAAAGGAUGGGAGAAGCAAGUCGGAAAGGAUAGUGAGGAUGCUGAUAAGCAGAAAGGGACGUUGUGGGGUGUUGGUCAUUGUCACAUUGACACCGCUUGGCUAUGGCCCUUCUCGGUUACCCAACAAAAGUCCGCGCGAUCUUGGUCAACCCAAUGCGACUUGAUCGAUCGAUAUCCCGAACAUCGAUUCUCCGCGACCCAAGCUCAACAAUUCAAAUGGACCGAAGAGCUAUAUCCCACUUUAUUUGCAAGGAUCAAGAGCAAAGUAUCAAAAGGAUCGUUCCAACCGCUAGGUGCAACUUGGGUAGAAAUGGACACGAACAUGCCCUCUGGCGAGGCUCUGGUCAGGCAGUUCUUGUACGGUCAGAGAUACUAUGAAAGCAGAUUUGGUUUCAGGGCGAAGACUUUCGUUCUACCCGAUACUUUCGGUUAUUCUAGUCAAUUGCCUCAGAUCUCUCGACAAGCAGGUGCACCUAAUUUCUUCACGCAGAAACUAUCCUGGAACUCGAUCAACAACUUCCCACAUACUACCUUCAAUUGGGUCGGUUUAGAUGGAUCACAAGUGCUUACCCAUAUGACUCCGGUGGAUAAUUAUAACAGUCAAUGCGAUAUCGGAGACAUCAGGAGAGGUAUGGCAGGACACAAGAACCUGGAUGUUAGCUCUCAAUCGCUCUUGCUCUUUGGUAAUGGGGAUGGAGGUGGUGGACCUACUCCACCGAUGCUCGAGAAGCUUCGACGAGCAAGAGCCAUUGGUAAACGGUCCGAUGCCGGUGGUCAACUACCACUCGUAAAGAUGGGAGGAAGUUUCGACGAAUUCUAUGAUUCGGUCAGGAGAGAGACUGAGAACGGCACGAGAUUGCCUUACUGGAGAGGAGAAUUGUACUUCGAACUUCACAGAGGGACAUACACUUCACACGCAUCGAUCAAGAAAGGCAAUAGGAAGAGUGAGAUCCUCAUGCGAGAAGCUGAGUAUGCAGCUACGAUCGCUAGUCUGAUCGAUCCGGAUUAUGAUUACCCAAAAAAGCGACUCGAUGCUGCAUGGGAAGAUCUAUUAUUAUGUCAAUUCCAUGAUGUUUUGCCUGGAAGUGGUAUCGCUAUGAUCUAUGAAGACGCCGAGAAGAAAUACGCUUCGAUCCAAUCGUCUAUCCAUGCCGUGAUCAAUGAAGCUUACUCGAUAAUCUAUCAUUCGUCUUUCCCGAUCUCAGCCGAAGAACCAACUAAGAUCGCUGGACCGAUUUUCGCUGUCAACAACAUACCUGACUAUCCGCGACAGGAAGUCAUGAGUGCUCCUAUCAGCGCCCAUACGCAGAUCGAAUCGAAAUCAGCUCAACUUAGUAAAGAUGGUCAGACAAGUUACCUGUUGGUUGCUACCAAAAACGACGAGAAUAGUCAUGGGGAUUUGAUGAUGGCCAACCCUAGAGGACUGUACGCCAAUCCUAGAGUCCAAGUCACUAAGAAGGAUGAUCUCUUCAUCAUGGCCAAUAGUGUAUUGUCAAUGAAGAUUGAGAAUGGGAGAAUCACCAGUAUCUAUGAUAAAGCCUUGGAUAAGGAGCUUGUACCCCAUGGUCAGACUGGUGGUUUGGUGAUUAUGGAAGAUCAUCCAAAUUACUGGGAGGACGUUGACGAAUUUCAUCUUGAGAAACAAACUCAUCUCAAAUUCGAGUCCGUGCAUAUCAAAGAAGAAGGACCGCUGCGAGCAAUUGUUGGAGCUAGUCUGCAAAUUGGUCAAAGUCGUAUUGAAGUCAACAUCUCAAUGGACGCCAUUCCUGCCUCUCUCAGAGCUGAUGCAAGAAGUAUGAUCCGAUUUGAUGCUGUCAUCGACUGGCGAGAGAAACAUCAAUUCUUGAAGUUCGAACUUCCACUUGACAUCUACUCUGACUUCGCUACUUACGAUACUCAAUUCGGAACGGUUGCGAGGCCUACCCAUAGAAAUACAAGUUGGGAUGCUGCCAAGUUCGAAGUUUGUGGACAUAAAUUCGCUGAUCUAUCCGAGUAUGGGUAUGGUGUAGCCAUUCUGAAUGACUGCAAGUACGGAUAUGCUACCCAAGGUAACAUCAUGCGACUAUCUUUACUACGAGCUCCUACUCUACCAGAUGCGGACUGCGAUAUGGGCACUCAUUCAUUCUCAUUUGCGAUUUACCCUCAUAAAGGUACUUUCGUUGAGAGCGACGUGGCUAAAGUCGCGUAUGCCUUCAACACUCCUAUGAGACUGAGAUACUCGAAAGACCCUAUCGAUAUCGCGCUUGAACCACUGGCUUUACAAUGCCCGUUCAAGCUGCAGAACGCGCCUAACGUGAUGCUCGAAACUAUCAAGCGAGGAGAGGAUGAUGAAUUCUCAUCUCAUAAAACGGACGGAAAGAAGACCAUAGUUUUGAGAUUGUAUGAGCAUUUAGGUGGACAUGCUAGGGCUGUUUUAAAAGUUACCGGUCUCAACGUAGUGAAAGCGGAAGUGGUCAAUAUCUUGGAAGAUCACCUCGAGACUCUCAAGAUCCAUUCGCGCUCGGAGGAGCAUAUUUUGACGUCUACAGAAGAGGCCGACGAGGAGGAGUCUUGUGGGGACAAGAAGAAGAGACCACCCAAAGACGAUGGAUCUUCAGCGAUCAAAUUAUCCUUCAGAGGAUUUGAGAUCAAGACUGUCAGAUUGACCAUUGAAGAUUCACAUCAUAAGGACAAGGAUGGGAAGAGGGAAAGAAGGGAAUCAGAAUGCAGUUGGGUCAAGAUCUAG
Molecule: messenger RNA, 3513 nt
Organism: Kwoniella mangroviensis CBS 8507
Lineage: Eukaryota; Fungi; Basidiomycota; Tremellomycetes; Tremellales; Cryptococcaceae
Exons: 22
Coding region: 1-3513 (1170 amino acids)
Biological process (GO): oligosaccharide catabolic process; mannose metabolic process
Cellular component (GO): fungal-type vacuole membrane
Molecular function (GO): alpha-mannosidase activity; carbohydrate binding
Source: RefSeq, a predicted model, not a curated record